Ixodes scapularis (black-legged tick) is the source of this 1953-nucleotide messenger RNA. RefSeq lists its product as uncharacterized. The coding region runs from base 515 to 1018 and encodes 167 amino acids. The record is from RefSeq and is a predicted model, not a curated record. The transcript has 3 exons. Lineage: Eukaryota; Metazoa; Arthropoda; Arachnida; Ixodida; Ixodidae.
CCUCGUGUGCUGUACAUUUUAAGUUUAAUUGAAUAUUGUUUUUUCAGCACUGCAUUAUUUCUGCAGCUGUUUGAGAUUCGUUUUCAGUUGGUGCAGACAGGACUCUUGACACAUUGUAUUGCAUUUCAAGAAGAAAAGAGAACGAAAGAAACUCCGUGAUCAGGAGCGAGCUGCAGAAGAGGGUGAGGAAGAGGUACCACUGCCACCGAGGAAUCCUUGUCCAAAACACGUGACCAGGCCUGGCACAGUAUGAAGGAUUGUUUGAGAAAUAUUAUUUUAAAUUAUAUUAUUAAGUGGAGUUUGACAGAAAUUCUGUUGCAAAAUGUGGUGCUCUCUGCCAAUGGAUAGGACACAGAAAGCAUAGAGGGCCAUGUCGUGGAGAUGCAGAAAGAACUCUGCAAGAUGAGGUCCAACAUGGCCUGUGUUGCAGACGAAAUGACAAGAACCUUCGCCUCAUAGAGACUCUGGGCAACUACUGACGCAGCCAUCGUCUCCAUGUACCCAGCAUACCAGUAUGGUACCAUCCUGCAGCAGCAUUUCACUGCAGCUACAACAAAAACAAUCAACGACAGCCUCACAGCUGCCCUGGCAAAAAGUAGCCUCCGGAUCCUGGAGGCUGCUACAGGCAAGCGUCACCUUGGCAAAUUUUUUCAAAACCUCGACGGUAGGAUCGCCAUGGACGACGCCGGUCCAUCUGAAGAAAUGCAGGAAGACCAGGUAUUUCCAGAGUGUUUGCCAGUCGAGGGACGCACCUCAAGAACAGGACAUGAAAGAGAUCCGGGAGGUCAUAAAUCAUGACGUCAUACCUCUCAAGGUCACGACGGACAGCAAGCACCUCAGCAUAUUUGUUGAUCUGGAUGUCGAAAGAGCGAGUCUGCGCUUUUCGGUAGACACAGGCUCGUCAGUGUCCAUACUCGCCGAGAACGUUCAUCGGCAAUGGUUUUGCGAUCGACUGACUCUGGCAUCACCGUCUGUCACCCUUAUGUGGUGGCAAAGGGGACGACCCUCAUCGGCCUAGAUGCAACCUGCAAUUUACAGCUUCAGAUUUUUUUGAGCAACCUUGCAGUGUCUGCACACAAGAACCGAUAAGGGCCCGCUUCCAGCUUUCGUUUUCCGAAUAACGAGAAAGCCCUGCUCUCGGAGCAAGCUCCAAAGUACAAACUGCUUGAAAACAAGCACAGAAACAAGGCGACAGCGGAGGUGAAGGCGGAGUAGGCUGCCCUGACCGUGGAGUUCAACAGCACACUUGGGUUCAACAAGCAGGAAGAGCCACAGCUCAAGAAGUGUUGGGACAAUCUGAAGACAAAUAAAAAAAAAAAGAAGGCCAUUGAAAACCAGAAUUGCAUUGCAACAGGUAAGUUACCUUUCAAAACUAGGUAUGUUAAAGCAACAGUACAUGCGAGCUGCUUACAUUGUCACUGUGAACUCUGGAGCGAGAAACUGUCUUCAGAGCUCUGCAUUUGUACUUCGUCCAUAUUUUCUUCCCUUCGGGGUUUACGGCAUAAAGUUUUCUGUGUUCGCUACCGAAACCAUAGCGACCGAUUGACACUGGUACUGUGAUGAGAAUGGAGGUGAGAGACAGUUAGGUUACACCAGAAACUUUGCUGUUGAACACCAGACCAGGGGCCCUAAGCUGGACACUCGGCGCAAAACUCGGCGAGGCGCUGACUAUUCUGAAUGGCAGGCACCACGACUGACCUUGGGGCCGGAAACUCCCUAGACUCCGACGUCAACUUGGGAACCUCGAUCUCGUCGGCAAAAUCUCCAGACGUCAUUCUGAUGUCACGGGGACUUGCCGCGAGAUGGAAAAGCACGCCCAGUCGGAGGGGGGCGAACAGUGGAGAGUUCGAGCGAGAAGCAAAAAUGGUGGCAUACGAGUUGUUGUACUUGUGGUAUCGCCGACGACGGCGUUUUUUCAUGCACGUCAACGCGUUCGGAAUGGACGACAACGAG